Messenger RNA from Cheilinus undulatus (humphead wrasse), 2261 nucleotides. RefSeq names its product homeobox protein MSX-2-like. The transcript is spliced from 2 exons. Gene Ontology annotation, molecular function: DNA-binding transcription factor activity, RNA polymerase II-specific; RNA polymerase II transcription regulatory region sequence-specific DNA binding. The coding region runs from base 116 to 835 and encodes 239 amino acids. The record is from RefSeq and is a predicted model, not a curated record. Lineage: Eukaryota; Metazoa; Chordata; Actinopteri; Labriformes; Labridae. Gene Ontology annotation, biological process: regulation of transcription by RNA polymerase II; embryonic morphogenesis. Gene Ontology annotation, cellular component: nucleus.
CCAGUUUUGUCAGCUUUUAACAGCCUGGUCCGACAUUUCUCCCCGGAUUUGUCAGCGUACGCACGCUGGAUGUUUUCACCUCACACCGGAUUAGAGAUCAUCCCCUGAAUAAAGCAUGUCUUCGUCUGUGGACUGGGGAGAGGAGACUUUUAUUGGUGAGGACGUUAAAGCGCCGCGGAUGAACACGGCACAGGUGUGUCUGCCCUUCAGCGUGGAGGCGCUCAUGUCGGACAGCAGACCUCUGAAAGUGACGGAGAGAAAGGAGGGACAAAGUUACUCAAUGAAGGAUCAUCAGGCUCACAGAGGGUCACCACUCGAUCCUUUAAUAUCUAUCAAAUCAGAAUCACCGGGACGAGGGGACUUUUUGAAAUCCAACUCCAUGAAGCAGAUGGCUUUGCCUCCACAUCAGCUCAGCCCAGCAGCCUGUCCCUUGAGGAAGCACAAAACCAACCGUAAGCCUCGCACUCCCUUUACCACCACACAGCUGCUGGCCCUGGAGAGAAAGUUUCGUCAGAAGCAGUACCUGUCCAUCGCAGAGCGGGCUGAGUUCUCCUCCUCUCUGACACUGUCAGAGACCCAGGUCAAGAUCUGGUUCCAAAACAGACGAGCUAAAGCCAAGAGGCUCCAGGAGGCAGAGAUGGAGAAACUCAAAAUAGUGUCUGGCUUUGCUCCUAAAGCUACAUUCAGUCCAGGCUUCUCGUCCUUUGGUUUUCCACUUAGCGUUAACCUGCAGGUGCAAUCAUCAGCUCUCUAUGGACUGGGCUGCAGUCCCCUUAUCUCUGCUGCACAUCUGGCCAUGUAUGCCUCACAGGUCGGCCUGUUCCAUCUCUCCUGAGAAGACGCAGCAUUAUACAAAUGGCUGAUUUAAAUAUGCUGUUAAAGAAAACACAAGAGUGUCAUAAAAGGAUGAGAGACUUUAUGAUACAUGAUGAAGACUUAGUACAGGACUCUGAAGUGGAGCUGAAGUUUCAUGAUCCUUCAGCAGAACUGUCCUGCCAUAUACCAUUAAUUACUUACUUACCAUUACUGUCCUAUGAAGGUAAUAGGAGACUGUAAUUUUGGGAUGACAUUUUGGUCCUGCCAUACUUACUUUAUAGUUAAAGCAUUCUCAAAUGACAUUAAUUUGUAAAAGCUUAAGAUUCACUCAUAUCCUGAUACUGUUUUACAUUUCAGUAGUUAUUUUGUUGGAAGUUGAAGGUAAUCCUUUCUUCUGUUCACUGUGCUUGUUUUUGAGAUACACAGUAUAUAUAGUGUCUCUUCUCUGCAGUCUCUCUUGUCUUCCAGUAAGCACAACCUUUAGUGUGAAUUCCAGGCCUCCUGUUGAGUCUACUGGCUCUUCUGCAUACAACAGACCUCUUCACCUCUUAUCUGCAGUCCCGGGGCAGGUGCUGAAAAUUUCGUUCACCACGUCCUUUUUCAUGGCGCAGAGCUCAAAAGGAAAAUGUUCUUGUGUUUACGAUGGUGCUAACUGACAUCUUUAUCAGGUAUACCUGUUCAUUAACUGUUCAUUAACACAAAUAUCUAAUCAGCCAAUCACAUGGCAGCAAGCAGUGUAUAACGCUAUGGAUCACAAUUGGAUAUGUGCUCCUCAGAGCUGUAAUGUCCCUCAUCCCUUCUAUUUUUUUACAACUGUGACGUGAGUUCUUUCUCCCUAAGUGAUUCAUUCUUAUGCAGGAAAGUCCCUCAGUCUUCCUCAGUUCGUUUUUUUGUCCCCUCAUUAGCGUUAUUUCAUCAUGUCUUAGCUCCUCCACCAUGCACUGAUGAUGAGCUGCACAGCUGAUUCACCUUAAAUAUUGCUGUAUAAUCAUUAAAAGCCAUUAAAAAAUAUUUUGGUAUAUUUUACAUAUACAGUGCAUAAGGAAAGUAUUCAGACCCCCUCACUCAAUUUAUUAUGUUGCAGCCUGAUGCUACAGUUAACAUUUUUUUCAUUAUUGCUAAUCUACACUCAGUACCCCAUAGUGGCAAAGUGAAACAGAAUUUUGCACAUUUUUGCAAAUAAAUUAAAAGUUGGAAUCUGCAACAAAGUCUGUUUUAGAAAAAAGGAUUUUUUUCAGCUGUAGCGUCAGGUUGUAACAUGAUAAAAUUGAAAAAAGUGAAUUUGAAUUAAUUUUUAACAUACCUGAUUAUUAGUGUAUUUGUUUAAUCAUAUAUGCUCCUCUGAAAUAUUUUCAUGUAUGUGCAGAUUCAUGUAAUGAGGUUUGAUAACUGAGGCUUUUUAUUUCUUAUUCAUGUGAUUGCACAAGAACUCAUCAUAAAACUCU